AUCCCCACUUCUAAAAUAUCUUAUAUAUAGAUAUAUAUGGACUAUAAUGUAGCGCUAGUACACUACCAUUAUUUUUGUAGAGAAAUAUUUUUCAUUGAAAUAAGUUUUCUAUAAAAAAUAAAAUCGUUUAUAAAUUAAAAUGGGUAAAAAAGGAAAAAUUGGAAAACAAAGAAAAGAUAAAUUUUAUCAAUUAGCAAAGGAAACGGGUUAUAGAUCACGUGCGGCUUUCAAAUUGAUUCAACUGAAUCGGAAAUUUGAAUUUUUACAAAAAUCUCGAGUAUGUAUAGAUUUAUGUGCAGCUCCUGGAGGAUGGAUGCAAGUUGCUCGGCAGAAUAUGCCAGUAUCUUCCAUAGUAAUUGGUGUAGAUUUGUUUCCUAUAAAACCCAUUCCAGGAUGUAUCAGUUUAAUAGAAGAUAUUACAACGGAUAAAUGCCGUAUAUCAAUUACACGUGAAUUAAAAACCUGGAAAGCUGAUGUUGUAUUACAUGAUGGAGCACCAAAUGUAGGUAAAAAUUGGCUCCAUGAUGCAUAUCAACAAAUUGUUUUAACUUUAAGUGCUCUUAAAAUGGCAACGCAUUUUUUGCGGUCUGGUGGUUGGUUUAUUACAAAAGUCUUUCGUUCAAAAGAUUAUAAUCCAUUGAUUUGGGUAUUAAAACAAUUAUUUAAAAAGGUACAUGCAACUAAACCACAAGCAUCACGUACAGAAUCUGCUGAAAUUUUUGUUAUUUGUCAAUAUUAUAUUGCACCAGAUAAAUUAGAUCCUAAAUUUUUAGAUCCAAAAUAUGUUUUUUCUGAAUUAGAGAUAGAACCUACAAAUAAAUUAAAUAUAUUUAAUCCUACAAAAAAAAAAGAUAAAGUAGAAGGUUAUCCAGAAAAUGAUUACACUUUAUACCAUAAACUAUCUGUUAAAGAUUUUAUAGCACAUGAAAAUGUUGUAGAAGCAUUGCAGAAUACUUCUGAAAUCGUUUUUGAUGAUGAAAUAAUAACUAAUCAUGAAAAAACAACUAAGGAAAUUAAGGAAUGUUGUAAAGAUAUUAAAGUAUUAGGUAAAAAGGACUUACGAAAUUUAAUUAAUUGGUGGAAGAUAAUAAAGGAAUCUUUGAAAGAAAAGGAACCAAUAGAUGAAAAUAUACAAAAUUUGCUUGAUGAAACAAUAGAAACAGCACCUAUGAGUCAAGAAGAACUGGAAGAUAUAGAAGAUGAACAAAUUAGAAAACAAAUUGAAGAACUUAAAGAAAAUGAAGCUAGAGAUCUUAAACGAAAGAAAAAAAAGGCCAACAAACAGAGACAAAAAUUAAAUGAACGACUUAAUUUAAAAAUGAUACAUAAAGGAAAUGAAGGACCUAUAUUGGAAGGAGAUGAUAUGUUUAGUUUGAAAGAAAUUAAAACACAUCAACAGUUAGAAAAUAUAAUGGAUCAAGAUCCUAAUAUACUAGCAGAAAGUGAUGUAGAUUCAGAUACAGAACAAAAAAAAACAAAAAAAAUAAUAUAUAAAAAAGAUAAAGGACAUUUAGAUAGUUCAGGCUUAUAUUAUAAAUCAGAAGAUAGUGAACCAGAUGAUUCGGAUGAUGCUUCAGAUAAUGAUUCAGAUAGUAAUAAAUCAGAUUUAGGUUUAAAUGAAUCUGAUGAUGAAAAUAUUAAAAACAUUAAAAAAAAAAAAAAUAAUAUUGAAGAAGAUUUCGAGAAUCCUUUAUUAACUGAUUUAGAUCAUAGAGACAAAAAAACUAAAAGAAUUCACAAAGCAGAAUUAUGGUUUGAAAAGGAUAUAUUCAAAAAUUUAGAAGAUGAAAAAGAUGAAGAUUUUGAAUUGGAUAAAAUGGUCGAGGAAUAUAAAAAGAAAGGUGGUCAUAUUAUAGGAGAAGACAUUUCUGCAGAUAGUGAUAAAGAAAAUAAAAUAAAAAAUCAUAAAAAUAUAAAAAAAAAAAAACAAGAUGAUGAUGAAAAUAAUAAUGAUCUUAAUAAUGAUGAUUCAGAUUCUGAUUAUGAUGUGAAUAAAAUGAUGAAAAAAUCUAAAAGAAAUGAAAUUAAUGACAAAGAUAAUUCUCAAACAAAUAAUAAAUUAAAGAAAAGGAAACAUUUAUCAGAAGAAGAUUUAGCAUUGGGAUCAUUGUUAAUACAGAGUAAAAAAAUUCGAAGAAACUUAAUAGAUUCAGCUUGGAAUAGAUAUGCAUUUAAUGACGAAAAAUUACCAGAUUGGUUUAUGCAAGAUGAAGAAAAACACAUGAAAAAUGUAAUACCAGUACCAAAUGAACUUGUUAACGAAUAUAAAAAACGUGUUGAAGAUUUAAAUAUUAGACCAAUCAAAAAGGUAAUAGAAGCAAAGGCAAGAAAAAAGCGUAGAGCGUUACGUAAAUUAGAAAAAGCAAAAAAGAAAGUGGAAUCAAUAAUGGAUAAUACUGAUAUUAGUAACAAAGAAAAAGCAAAACAAAUACAAACUUUAUAUAAGAAAGCUCAUAAAGAGCCGAAAAAAGAUGUUACUUAUGUAGUCAUGAAAAAACAUAUGACACAAAAGAAAACGAAAAGACCACCUGGCGUUAAAGGACGUUAUAAACUGGUUGAUCCGAGAAUGAAAAAAGAUUUACGUGCAACAAAAGCAAAAGAAAAAACUAAAAAACGUGGAAAAAAGAAUCAUGGUAAACCACCUCAAGGAAAACCUAAAAAUCAUAAGGGAAAAAAAUUAAAGUAAUUUAAUUUAAUUUAAUUUUUUUAUUUUAUUCUUAUAUAAAAUGAUCAUAUUAGUGAUUUUCAUUAUUUUGAAACUUCAAUAUUCAAUAUAAUGCAUUAAA
Messenger RNA from Apis dorsata (giant honeybee), 2786 nucleotides. RefSeq names its product pre-rRNA 2'-O-ribose RNA methyltransferase FTSJ3. The record is from RefSeq and is a predicted model, not a curated record. Gene Ontology annotation, cellular component: nucleus; nucleolus; preribosome, large subunit precursor. Gene Ontology annotation, molecular function: rRNA (uridine-2'-O-ribose)-methyltransferase activity; rRNA (guanine) methyltransferase activity. Gene Ontology annotation, biological process: maturation of 5.8S rRNA from tricistronic rRNA transcript (SSU-rRNA, 5.8S rRNA, LSU-rRNA); maturation of LSU-rRNA from tricistronic rRNA transcript (SSU-rRNA, 5.8S rRNA, LSU-rRNA); rRNA methylation. Bases 140 to 2686 code for a protein of 848 amino acids. Lineage: Eukaryota; Metazoa; Arthropoda; Insecta; Hymenoptera; Apidae. The transcript has 6 exons.